This is a messenger RNA of Eucalyptus grandis, 570 nucleotides long. RefSeq names its product chaperone protein dnaJ 20, chloroplastic. Lineage: Eukaryota; Viridiplantae; Streptophyta; Magnoliopsida; Myrtales; Myrtaceae. The record is from RefSeq and is a predicted model, not a curated record. Gene Ontology annotation, cellular component: chloroplast. The coding region runs from base 1 to 570 and encodes 189 amino acids. The transcript has a single exon.
AUGGCCGUCUCUCUCGCGUCAACCCUAAAAGCCUCCCAGCUCUCUCUCUCAGAGCCUCGCUGGCUCCCCACAACACAAAGGCCGCGACCCAGGAUCGCCAUCUCAUGUAGAUCAUCAUCGUCGUCAGCGACCAAGUCGGUGCGUGGAAACGGCUCCAACUACUACGAGCUGCUUUCCCUGAACCCUAACAACACGAGCGCUGACGACGUCAAGAAAGCGUACAGAUCACUGGCGCUCCGAUAUCACCCGGACGCAUGCCGCGACCCGUCAAUGAAAGAAGAGUCGACGAGGAUGUUCCUCCUGCUUCACGAGGCCUACGAGACGCUGUCUGACCCCACGUCACGCCAAGAGUAUAACUACGAACUGGGCCUGAACUCGACUGUAUCUUGGAGAUCGCCAUGCAGCGUCGUCGAUGGUAACAAUAAAUUCACGAGCGAUGAUCUGGAAAUGAUGAGGAGUAGGUGGCAGGAUCAGAUCGUCGAGCUGAAGAGGAGGUCAAACAAUCGGAUGGCUCAGAAGAACGGGUCGUGGGCGGCGCGAAAACGAGCUCAGAACCUCCGGAGAGACUGA